Messenger RNA from Maniola jurtina (meadow brown), 2184 nucleotides. RefSeq lists its product as uncharacterized. The coding region runs from base 211 to 969 and encodes 252 amino acids. The transcript has a single exon. The record is from RefSeq and is a predicted model, not a curated record. Lineage: Eukaryota; Metazoa; Arthropoda; Insecta; Lepidoptera; Nymphalidae.
GUGGGUAGGCAUCGAAAACGCACGCACGUGUUUUGCGAGUCUUAUACUGUUUUAUUUAUUUAAAAUUAUCUUAGUAUAGUUUUAAACAUGUUUUAAGUGUUGUCAUACCUUGCUAGCAGUGUUCCAUUCAUCAAAUCCAUAAAUUGCAACAUAAUAAUCCAAAUAACUUUAUCACAUCACCAUAACCUCAAUCACUACAAAAGUUACCAAAUGGAGGCCAUUCAGCAGUCAGUACAGGCGUUGACGGAGCACUUCAACACACAGAUGGCUGAGUUUCAAAAAAACUUGCAAGGUGCUAUUCCAGCUGCGAGCCCCACCUCAAAUAUUGCAGCUCAAUUUAAUGCUUUCCGGACCUUCGUGUUGUCAGCUCUCUCAGGUCUACAGCAACAAGUGGAAGUCCUAGCCAAGCAAAUGGAUCAACUUGAGAUGCGGAGCAGAAAAAAGAUGCUAUUAGUACAUGGCAUCCCCGAGAGCGAUGACAGCAAUCUAGCGGCCACGGUAAGCACAUCUCUGUCUGAUCAUCUCAAGCUGUCGGCCUUCCAGGAAGACUGCCUCACUCGUUGCCAACGGAUCGGUCAGCCUAAGAGCGACAAGCCCCGGGCCAUACUCCUUAAGUUCCAUGAUUUGUCAAUGAGGAAUCAGGUGUGGUUUGCAAAGACUUCACUCAAGAAUACUGGCAUAACACUGUCGGAAUUUCUGACAAAAGACAGGCACGACGCUUUCAUGGCAGCGAGGCAGAAGUUUGGGAUUUCGAAGUGCUGGACGAGAGAUGGUCUUAUUAUUAUUGCGGGUCAGGCCAACAAGCGUUACCGCGUCACAACCAUUUCGGAAGUAAAUUCCAUUAGCCAGGCACGCGCUGACGAAGAAGCCACGCCUUCAGCGGCCGCUCCUACUGCCAAGCCGACUUCUAAUGUGAAUAAACCAUCCUUUAAUGCACCCUCGAGGGCCAAAAGAAUCACUAAGAAGUAAACUAAUAGCUACUAAUCAGGUACACGUUUUUCAUUCGGCCGCUAGUUUCUUGUGCGCUGUUGUUUUGCAUCACUUCUCGUAGACAUACCUACCUACUCAGUUAGUUAUACAGUUUAGCAUCGAGGUACCUACACCCUCACAUUUGUGUAUAAUCCAUUCUCUGUUAUAAUACUUGUUUACAAACGUUACUAUAUUAUGCGUAAUUGCGUACGGUAGGUACCCAUCGUGUGUCAAACUUGUGUCUAAGUCAGUCAAAGUCGAAAAUUAGCUAAUUGACAUUGACAGAAGACGACAGUGACAUGCUUCAUGAUGUGAACUUGACAAAUGUCUCGAGGUACAGUCGUUUUUGUCUAUGCGAACCUUGAAUCUUAUUCACAGGCAUGGAUACGGUAGCACUGGAGCCGACAAUUAGUAGUUAUUAACAGUUCUAUGACAUGGACCUACGACGUUUGUCGAGUCCAAUGGUACUGGUUCGUUCAUGUUUUUAUUGGAAGUGUUCAAGAAUGGAAUAUUGGAAUAUUACUUAUUGUUAUUCGUAAUUAAAUAUAACCCAACAAUAUAACAAUAACACCUUUGUAUAUUUAGAUAUUCCGUUCUGCCAGUAUUUAUACUGGUAUAGUAAAGUAGGUACCUAUCUAAUGUGCUUGUCCUGUAGUAUAUAUAGACAAUUAACGAUUUAUCAUUGUAAAUAUGUAGUUCUAAGGUUCAGCUUGUUAUUGUCUACUUAGUUUAAUUUAAGUUAGUUGUUGAUGUGCUUUCUUUUAUGCUUUAAUUAUUGGUUUUGUUUUAUAUAAUGUAUGAAUAAUUAGGUUGUAAACGGUUCCUCCUAUGAUGCUAGCGGGUAUAAAUGUAUAUUAGUAGACUCGUGAAUUUGGUAUUAUUAUUAUAUACAUAUAUAUAUAUACAAGUAUUUUAUUAUUAUAAUUUAUUUAUUUUUUAUAUUUUUAUUUUAAGUUUAUAGUUUAUUUUCAUAAAGUACUCUAUUAUGUCUGAUAUAUUACCAAUACAUUGUGAUGAUGAAUUCUUUUCAUGCUCUUCCUCUGAUGAAUUUCAAAGUGUGUGUAGUGAUUUCUCCUCUGACUGCAGCAUCUCUCUUGAACGCAAACUCAAUAAUAUAUUUUCUGAUGACUCUCGCUACCUUAAUGUUGUGCAUAUUAAUGCACAAAGCAUUCCGGCACAUUAUGCUGAUCUUUUGGCAUCUUUUAGUGGCGUCCU